Penicillium oxalicum is the source of this 1272-nucleotide messenger RNA. RefSeq names its product M20 family metallopeptidase. Gene Ontology annotation, molecular function: hydrolase activity. The record is from RefSeq and is a predicted model, not a curated record. Lineage: Eukaryota; Fungi; Ascomycota; Eurotiomycetes; Eurotiales; Aspergillaceae. Bases 1 to 1272 code for a protein of 423 amino acids. The transcript has a single exon.
AUGCCUGAACCCAGCCAGAGUCCCUCAGACUUGCUCAACAAAGGGUCCGUUGACUUGGCCCCUUAUGAAGAUCUGUACAAAUGGUUUCACACCCAUCCCGAGCUCUCGCUGCAAGAAAAACACACUUCUGAGAGAGUCGCUGCCCACUUGACCAGUCUCGGGGCAUUUGACAUCCAGACGCACAUCGGAGGCUAUGGAGUCGUCGGUGUUUUGCGAAAUGGUCCUGGCAAGACGAUCAUGCUGCGCGCGGACAUGGAUGCUCUGCCCGUCAAGGAGAUCACCAAUCUGCCUUAUGCCAGCGAGGUGACCAUGCUCAAUGGCGACGGGGUUGAACAGCCGGUGAUGCAUGCCUGCGGCCAUGAUAUGCACAUGACCUGCCUUUUGGCGACGGCAGAAACUCUCGUGAAGAUGCAAGAUGCGUGGAGCGGCACUCUGAUUGUGGUUUUUCAGCCGAAUGAGGAGCGUGGCGGGGGUGCCCAAGCCAUGGUGGAUGAUGGAUUAUACUCGAAGAUCCCCGUGCCAGACUACAUCUUCGGCCAGCAUGUCAUGCGUCUUCGUGCCGGCACUGUCGGUUGCCGACCGGGCACCCUCAUGGCGGCGGCAGAUAGUAUGAACAUCACCGUCUUUGGCCGGGGAGGACAUGGUUCUCUACCUCAUCAGGCGGUGGAUCCGGCCGUUUUGGCCGCCCAUAUCGUGGUGCGACUCCAGAGUAUCGUCAGCAGAGAAGUGGAUCCCAGUGAUCUGGGCGUGGUCACGGUGGGCAGUCUUCACGUCGGACAGGCCGAAAAUAUCAUCGCCGAUCGAGCAGAGAUUGGACUCGACUUGCGGACCGUCAAAAUCGAGACCCGACAGCAGAUUCUUUCGGCUGUGCAACGCAUCGUGGAGGCCGAAUGUAUGGCGAGCGGGUCCCCUCGCCCGCCCAUCUUCACUCCAACUCGUCGGUUCCCACCGACGGACAAUGAUGCCUAUCUCGCCGCCGAGCUGGCCACUUCUUUCCAGCAGCAUUUCCACGAGCAUUUCGAUGGUGACAUUCCUCGAACCAACGUGAGCGAGGACUUUUCCAAUCUCGCCCGCUGCAAAGACUUGCCAUGCUGCUUCUGGCUGGUCGGUGGAAUUGACCCGGAGUUAUGGGAUCGCGUGCAUGGAGACGAGACCGUGACCGAAGACAUUCCCAGCAAUCAUUCUGCUCGCUUUGCCCCCGUCAUUCAGCCCACAAUGAAGGCGGGAGUCGACGCGUUGUGCAUUGCCGCGUUGACUUUUCUCAAGAAGUAG